CCCCCCACACACACACACACACCAAUAGACACAAAAAAAUGGAAGUUGUUAGCAAGAGAAGGGGAAAAAAUUCAAGAAAUGGUGUUGUUGUGGCAGGUUGUGUAUGGGAAAAUAGAAUGAGAUUUGAUGAAUUCAAAGGUGGAAUCAAUGUAUAUAGUGAAAAAGAAGAAACCCCACAAGUUGAAAAUGAUGAGAUGAAAACAAAUGAAGUUGAAGAAGACAAAAAGAUGGAAAUGGGGUCAAAAACUAAUCUUGGUGUUGGUUGUUUUGUUAUGAGUGGAAAGAGAAAAACUUGGAAAUCUGAGAGUAAUUUUGAAGGGAACCCAAUUGAGAUAUCAACAAAAAGAUCUCAACUUUGUAAAGAAUUGAGUGUUAGUGCAAUGAAGAAAAGUCCAAUUCAGAGCAAGAAAAGGGAAGGAAAUGAGAAAAUGUGUGAGUUAAAGAAGGUGAAAAAUGUGUCUCCUAAUGGGAAUUUGAGGAAUUCACUUCAACUAAUGAAAGCAAAAUCAGAGAAAUGUAAAGAGAUUGAUGUAAUUGAGGAAAAUAAGGUUGUUGGUGUUCUUGAUGAGUCAAAGAAGAAUCUUGAAAGGGUAUUUAGUGAAUCAAGUGAUGAAAAUAAGGUUGUUGAUGUUCUUGAUGAAUCAAAGAAGAAUCUUGAAAGGGUAUUUGGUGAAUCAAGUGAUGGAAAUGAAGAAAAUAAGGUUGCUGAUGUUUAUGAUGAGUCAAAAAGGAAUCUUGAAAGGGUAUUUAGUGAAUCAAGUGAUGGAAAUGAAGAAAAUAAGGUUGUUGUUCAUGAAUCAAAGAAGAAUCUUGAAAGGGUAUUUGUUGAAUCAAGUGAUGAAAAUGAAGAAAAUAAGGAUGUUGAUGUUCUUGAUGAGUCAAAAAGGAAUCUUGAAAUGGUAUUUGUUGAAUCAAGUGAUGGAAAUGAGGAAAAUAAGGUUGUUGAUAAUGUUGAUGGAAAUGAGGGGAAUCAAAUUCAGCUAAGGAAAGUGAAAUCAGAGGCAAAUAAGGCACAAAAUGUGGAUGGAAAGAAUUGUGAUUUAAGGAAAGUGAAAUCUAUGUGUCUUAAAGGGAAUUUGAAGAACUCACUUAAAAUGGUGAAAACAAAAACAGAGAAAUGUAAUAAGAGUUUUGAGAAAAAUAAGGUUCUUGAGGAAAAUUAUGAAGAGAAAGUGAUAAGAAGCAAUGUGGAACCUCAAGAAAAAUUGAAUCUUGAAAAUGAAGAUUUGAAGAUUUUGGAAGAAGAAAUUGAGAGGGAAAAUAGUUUAGCAAAAGAGAUUAAGACUAAAAAGAUUGUAAUUGUUGAAGAGAAAAAAGUUCAUAUUAGUAACAAUGAGAAAAAACAAGUGUCCAUUCCUCCAAUUAUCAAGAGACAGUCUACUCCAUUUUCAGGCCAAUCAAGAAAUUUUCAUCAUCAUCCAAGUCCAUCAAGAACUAAACCAGUUCCAGUAGCAUCAGAUGAUUUUCAGAGAAAUAUUCCAAGACAACAGAGCAAACUAGAAAGCUUGGUUGAUUUGGUCAUGUGGACAGAUGCAUCAAAAUCAGCAUUAAUCUUUGGAAUUGGAACAUUUUUCAUCAUUUCCUCUUCAUAUACUAAAGAUCUCAAUAUCAGCUUCAUUUCUGUGAUUUCCUAUUUGGGUCUGGUCUACCUUGCUACAAUCUUUCUAUUUAGAUCCCUCAGGGGUGCAAAUGAUAUAGGUGAAUCAAGUGAAUAUGUAUUAGGGGAAGAAGAAGCAAUGUGGAUUUUGAAAUUAAUAUUGCCUUGCAUAAAUGAAUGUCUCAUGAAAAUUAGAGCUCUUUUUUCUGGGGAUCCUGCUACUACAAUGAAGAUGGCAGUUCUACUGUUUAUUUUUGCAAGAUGUGGCAGUUCCAUAACUAUUUGGAAGAUGUCAAAAUUGGGGUUUUUUGGAGUUUUCAUAGUACCAAAAGUCUGUUCUUCUUAUUCCACACAGUUAACUGCCUAUGGUACAUUUUGGAUUAGACGUUUUCGAGAUGCUUGGGAAAGUUGUACUCACAAGAAAGCAGUUGCAUUUGCAAUAUUCACACUUAUAUGGAAUUUAUCUUCAAUUUCUUCUAGAAUUUGGGCAGUUUUUAUGUUGUAUGUGGGAUUUAGGUACUACCAACAAAAAAUGAUGAAAGAAUGAUGGAUAGGUGAAGAAGAAAUUACAAAAUCAGAGGAUUAUUGGCAAGAAAGACAAAGGAGAAUUGGGAGAAAA
Molecule: messenger RNA, 2216 nt
Organism: Solanum stenotomum
Lineage: Eukaryota; Viridiplantae; Streptophyta; Magnoliopsida; Solanales; Solanaceae
Product: reticulon-like protein B21
Exons: 9
Coding region: 39-2144 (701 amino acids)
Source: RefSeq, a predicted model, not a curated record